AUGGAAACAGCUCUGGGUAUCACGAAUCAGAUCUUGGGACCACAGUUGCAGAAAAGAAGGUCUCGAAUCCUGAAGACAGACUUCGAGAAUCUUCAGCAGAGCCUGAUUGGAGGGGAGGAGGAGGUGGGGGUGGAGAAAGGUCUGCAAUACCCACUGGGGCCUCGGGGCGAGCGGAUCCGCUGCAAAACUGCAGCCAAGCCCGGGUCGCGCACGCAACUGCCUCGGCGAAGGGUUACGCCGGCCCCCGGAGUCCGGGCCGGCCCGGCGGGCUCGGGAGAGGAAGGGCUGCCGGGGGCGCCGCCGCUGCGGUGGCGAGUGCGUGGGGGAAGGGGCCCUUACUCACCCGGGCCGGCCGCCUCCGCCUCCGCCGCCCCGGCCGCCGCCUCGGCGGUCCAUCCCUGCGGCGGGGGCCUGCAGCCGCAGCGCUCGAGUCACAACCGCCGGCUGGGCCGGCCCCUCCCCCCUGCCCAACGUCUGUUCUCAGGGCCGCUCCUCAGACUCGGCCUCGGUUGCUGCCGUCGCCGCCGCAGCGCUACGUGGCCGUCGCUCCGACGUCUCGCGACUCCCUUCCGAGCGCGCGAGGGCGAGCGGGGCCGGCGGGGCGGGCAGCGCGGGGCGGGCGGCAGGGGUGGGGGUGUGCGUGUGUGGAUGUGUGUGCCGGAGGGGGCAGGGAGAGAGGAGAGCGACAGCGAGGACGCGCGCGCGCGCACCCGCGCGCGCGGUCCCUUCCCUUGGCCGCCCCCCCCGCCCAACAGGGAUCCCGACACCUCCCUCCGCCCGCCCCCUCGGCAUCCCGGCCUCUGGGAGCGGCGGCGCGCAUGCGCAGCCCUCGGGCCGGCCCGGGCGCACCUUUUCGGCCUCCUGCCACUUUGUGAGCGCUCAGCAGCCCAGAUAACCGCCGGCUCCCCGCGCCACCCCCGCCCUCUCCUACUCCGCCCACUCCCGGACGCCCAGAAGCCUGGGACUUGCCCCUGUGAUCUGCUGCUUUGGAGGGUCUUGGGCCUCAGGGCUGCUUCCUGAGUCUACCCUUCUGUGUUGUCCCACAUCUCCUUGAAGCCAGAAGAUGUCCCCAAAGGUUGCCACUCUCCACAUGGACAGCAGGUAUUGAGGAAGGAAACUGGGUCUCCACCUGCAGCCUGCACCUCCCUUUUCCUAGGGGUACGCGCUGUCUGCCAGGACCAUGCACUUUGUGGAAUUCCACUCACUCACACCCACUCCUCACACUGUUGUUCACAUUCCCUUCUAGUCUCUCUGCCCAUCUCAUCUCGGCAGGCAGGGACAUGUCACCACUGGAAGCCUCGUGUUAGCAAAUGCGCACACAGCACACACGUACACACCUUUCCCUGUCUCUGAGCCAUUGUCUGGCCCUCUGCCCCUGGGCCUGGCCCAUCUUUAUGAGAUCCAGAGAUCCAGGCUUUUCCUAUCCUGGGAUGCUGAAUCUGGCCUCUGACGGGAGGGAGCUGGGCUUCUUGCACGUCUGCAUUGCUGCCUUCCCUCAGGGAGCUGGGGAAGAUCCACCCAUAUGGCAGAACCUCCAGAGAGACGCGAAACCAGGAGCCUGACCUCAUGGUGCCCACAGUGCCUGGCACAGAGGGUACCAGUUCUGCUGUCCUGGCUACAGCCCAGUUUUCUCUUCUAGAAUCCACACCUUCUCUGGCUCCCCUCCAGGCCAGUGAGAUCUGCCCUAACUGAGGACAGGCAUGGUCUAGUGAGUGGGAAGUGAUGGGGGAGGGAAGGAAUCUCUGCUACAAAAACUUGGUCAAAUCAUUCCCUGCCUCUGCGCCUCAGUUUCCCCUUGAAAAAUUCUUCAGAGUUAGGAAGGAGUUCAGCACUGGGAGAGAAACCCAUAGUCACGCUGUGUUCU
Callithrix jacchus (white-tufted-ear marmoset) is the source of this 1864-nucleotide messenger RNA. NCBI's taxonomy places the organism in Eukaryota, Metazoa, Chordata, Mammalia, Primates, Cebidae. The record is from RefSeq and is a predicted model, not a curated record.